UUUAAGUGAAUAUUAAUAAUUAGUUGUACGCCUGCCAAUCGCACAUCAGCCACACCCAUUGAUGUCCUUAUAAAAGAACGAACAACCGAGCAGGCUGAACACAUUCCAAUUCGAGUUGUAGUCUUGACAAUGGGUCACGAGGAGGAGCUGAAUCCCGAGGAAAUCGAUCCAAAAAAGUCAGCAUUACGCGGCGCUGUCGAACGCACUUGGAACGAUUUCUGUGCCACAAGCAGCAUACAUGGCCUCAAGUAUACCCGAGACAAGGACACUAAUCGCAUGGUGCACUUUGUCUGGAUACUCAUCUCGGUGGUAAUGUUCAUCUGCGCCUUUGUCAUGGCGCAGACCUUCUACGCGGACUAUCGACGAAGCCCGACGCGCAUGAAUGUGGAAAGCGACCACACGCCCGUGAGCAAACUCUUCUUUCCGCCCGUUACCAUCUGCCCCGAGGUGUUGUUCAACAUGGCCAAGUCCAAGGCAUUCAUUGAAACACUGAACAUGACCGAUGACGUUCAAGUCGCUGAUGUGUUGCAGCACUUGCACAUAUUCUAUGGCUUCAUGCUGGACGAUGAACGUUUCUCGCAGGAGGAGAUCGAGAUUAUGGAGUCCUUACUGCUGCAUAACAAUCUGACCAUGCAUCAAUUUGUGGAUCGUCUGCGUUGGGACUGCGAUGAGUUGCUUUAUCGCUGUCGCUUUCACGGCGAUAUUAUUAAUUGCAAUCAACUCUUUCAGCUGUCGAAGACCUUCUUCGGCCACUGCUGCUCCUUCAACCUUCGUCAACGCGGGUGGACUAGAGCCGGGUAUAAUCAAGUCUAUAUAUAUUAUAGUAUAACUUUAUUCAGCAUCAAUUUCACUGCCCAACAAGCGGCUGGUGGUCUAGACAAUGGCUUGUCGUUGAUACUGCGUUACAAGGACGAGAACUACGAUGCACUUAAAUCCUAUUCACAUGGCUUCAAGCUUCUGAUUCAAGAGACUGAUGCCUUUCCCAGUGCACAUGCCAUCUGCAAGUUUCUCGGUCUCAAUACUGAAUCAUUUGCCACUCUUCGCAUCGAGCAGACUUUCUGCUCAGAGGCGGUCAAGGCAUUAUCGAUUGAACAACGGAAUUGCAUUUUCCGGGAUGAGUUUCAAAUGCGCUACUUUUCGGAUUAUGUGUAUCCCAACUGUGAGCUGAACUGUCGGGUCAGCAACAUGAUCAAAUUCUGUGGCUGUCACACCUAUUUCUUUGACUUUAAUCGCACCAGGGAACGCAUUUGCUCCUUUCGUGAUAUUCCAUGCCUUGUGGAUAACUUUCCUGCCAUCAUCACACGUCAAAGGAAGACGCAGUGUAACUGUCCUUUGACCUGUGAACACUACGAUUACGAUGUGCAGAUCUCGAACUCUGGGUUACAACUAAACAUGCCUGUCAUUGAUCCAUUCUACAAUGGUAUCGAAGAGAAUGAUGCCAUCGUCCAUAUCUUUGUCAACUCUCAGGUUUAUCGACGGGUGCGUGUGGAUCUGCUUUCCAAUAUGGUUACUUUGGUCUCAAAUCUUGGAAGUGCCUUCAGUCUGUUUGUGGGCAUGAGCAUGUUGUCUCUAGUGGAGAUAUUCUACUAUUUUUCUAUAAUACUGCGCCGAAAUUACGUUCAGGAAUGUCGGGCCCGACAGAAACUUCAAAUGUCACACCGACGCCCGAACUUUGCCUGGCCGCCAGCUAAGCGCGCAGGUGACAAGAACAGCAAUCAGCAGAAAUCUGUUUUCUAUAUCGCAGGUCAUAACUAAUCAGUUGUUUGGUGAUAACAAGUUUGAAAUACUGUCAUAAAUUGUAAUAGACAAAUAAAUAACGAAUUAAAGCAAUUUCAAUUGCUGCGAAGUUUAAAUACACUUCAAUACAAUUAUUUGUUCAUCGUCCAUAAUA
Drosophila albomicans is the source of this 1891-nucleotide messenger RNA. It is a transcript of the gene Nach, whose product is annotated as sodium channel protein Nach. Gene Ontology annotation, molecular function: ligand-gated sodium channel activity. Gene Ontology annotation, cellular component: membrane. NCBI's taxonomy places the organism in Eukaryota, Metazoa, Arthropoda, Insecta, Diptera, Drosophilidae. Gene Ontology annotation, biological process: sodium ion transmembrane transport. The record is from RefSeq and is a predicted model, not a curated record.